Messenger RNA from Schizosaccharomyces cryophilus OY26, 980 nucleotides. Its product is annotated as TRAPP complex subunit Trs20. The record is from RefSeq and is a predicted model, not a curated record. Bases 141 to 557 code for a protein of 138 amino acids. Gene Ontology annotation, cellular component: nucleus; TRAPP complex; cytoplasm. Gene Ontology annotation, biological process: endoplasmic reticulum to Golgi vesicle-mediated transport. The transcript has 4 exons. Lineage: Eukaryota; Fungi; Ascomycota; Schizosaccharomycetes; Schizosaccharomycetales; Schizosaccharomycetaceae.
ACGUAAUUUGGCGAUUAAUAAAAGCAAUCAACAAAAGUUCUUUUGUUCUGUCUCAACUUUUGAAGAGCAUGAAUAACGGACUGGUCAUUCCAAGCUUCAGAACCUCAUAAAACCAUGCGUUUUCCAUUACCAACGAUAACAUGAAUAUGGCAGCCUAUGUAGCCGUUAUUGGAACUAAGGACAAUCCAGUGUAUGAAUUGGAAAUGGGAGGAGGAACUGAAAAGCAAGACAAGGGCUUGGGCGCACACCUGAAUCAAUUUAUUGUACAUGCAAGUUUAGACCUUGUAGAACAAGUACAAUGGACUAGUAAUGCAUUUUAUGUCCGUUCUAUUGACCAAUUUCACGAGAUGUACGUUUCUGCCUAUAUUACCCCGUCCAAUAUGAAGUUUAUGCUCCUUCAUCAGGCACAAAGCUCUGAUAGCAUUAAAACUUUUUUCCAGGAACUUCAUGAGCUAUAUAUCAAGACGAUUAUGAGUCCUUUUUAUCAACCUAAUGAACCCAUCAAGUCACAAGCCUUUGACUUAAAAGUUCGGUCGCUUGCUCGAAAGCUUCUGUGAAUAGUCCUCUUUUCUUGUGUUUAAAAACUGUUUAAUGUAUGUUUACCCUGUUGGCAAACAGGUCCAUUCAAAAUGACAUUCGUUCGUAGUGUAUGUUCCAGAGAUUCAUUGUAUGGAAUUUCAAACGAAUAAACAGAUCAAGUUUAAUAUUUUUUGAGAUAUAGUAGUCGAAUUCGGUUAUCGUCGCAAGUUUACCUCUAUUUGAUGAUACAGUAAACACUUACAGAAAUUGUUUUUGAGUAUCCAUUACUGAUACAAUUGAUCAAUUGAUAGGCGACUAUUUUUAUUUACCGUGAACUAGCUAUUUAUUCUUUCAUUCUUAAUAUCUUUUUUUCCAGCUCAGCAAAAAAACAUUCAUAUGUGUUUACUUUCUGUUACCUUUGAAUCGUUACUUUGAGCGUGACCUGACAAUACUUCACAAAA